UACAUUGGAGCUACUUUUUCUGCAGUUUCCUCCUUCUUUUUCCAGCAGCUUUUCUUGAAAAAAACUUCAAAGAACAUAGAGAGCUGAGUGGAUUUUCAAUCACGUGUUUUCUUUACACGGCGGUCGGCUGGGACAAUGAAGUGAUUGAUGCGUCAAUUUUGGAAGAUAAUCUUUUGCAACUCGAAGGGACGCGCAGCCCUUCAAAUUCCUCUGCCAAGGAUCACAUAAUGCUAUUCCCCGAAUUUACGUUCACGACGGAAAGGGUGACAAAAAAUCGAACGUUGGCCUCGAUUUUGUCGCAAAGAGUGCCUAGUGUUGGUGACGGAUUUGUUCCAUGCACAGUUGGCAGCCAAGAUCCGGACGAUUUGGUUGUCCAAAGAUUGUCCUGCCUGGCGAGGGAACGUUUUAAUUAUUUCGUGGUUGGAGUUCUAGAAAAAGUUUUGUGCCAAGCGAGUGAGGAGUGUGAGGAUGAUGGACUGAAGAUUUAUAGCACAACGGUCGUCUUUGAUAAGAAUGGUUAUCUCAUCGCAAAAUACCGAAAAUUCCAUUUAAUUGAUGAGCCUGCCCUCGACAAAGCUCCUGAACUAGAGCCGACCACGUUUAAAACCGAUAGUGGCGUCACCUUUGGCCUCGUCACAGGCUAUGAUCUUCUGUUUGCUGAACCAACCGACACAUUCAAAAAGAAUGGUGUCAUCCACUAUCUCAGUAUGGGAGCUUGGAAAAGCGUGAUGCCUUUUGAUUAUGGACUCUCUGUUUGGAAAGGAUUUUCCGUGGCAAAUGUGGGAAUAUUUUUGGCGACCGCAAAUUAUCAACGGCCUGAGCUAGGCUACACUGGCCAGGGAUUCUGUUUACCUUCAGGAAAGAGUUCUUUCGCUUACAGUUUUGAGUCUGGAAGUUUUUCCUCUUUUGAAUUGGUAGUCGACGAAGAGAGCAAAAUAAUAAAUAUAGUCCAAGAAAAAGAAAAUCGAAGCAUUCAAAUGGAAGGCAUGGACUUCAGCCGCUUUACAGCUGUACCAGUUCCCACUGACUUUCGCAAUAACAAUUCUGUCCAAGUCUGCCACGGCGCCGAUUUCUGUUGCACUCUGACGUACAGAAUUAUCGAAAUUCCUUUCAACAAUUUUCUCGCAUAUAAGUUGGUAGCCUACGAAGGAAACCGCACAGCUUCAGACGGAACGGUGCUUUUCCCAGAGCAAAUUUGCGGUUUGGUCGCUUGUUCCACCGCAGACAAAAUGUCGUGCAAUGCGUCCAAGGAGGAAACUGAUUACACGUACUCGACCAGAUUUGACGUUCUGUCCUUAACUGGCAGCUUUUCUUCAAGAAAGGUUGUGCCGCUAGCAAUGAGCGGAGACGAAUUUUACUUUCCAAUCACCAGUCACAUGAUUCUAACUAGCAGUCAAAUUGGAAACCGGUUUCAGUUCAAAUAUGAACAUGAUGGAGUUAGCACUCAACAAGUGAAAUUUUUGGCACUCUCCUCAACCGAUUAUAAAAUUGUCAAGAAUGGGACUUUCAGGAAUAUACCUUCUAUGGUUGUUUUCGUGUUUUCAAUCGUUAUUACUGUAUUUUUAAAUUAUCGCCUAAAAAAUUAAAACGGUAAAGCAACAUUAUGUCAAUUUCAUUUGAAAAAAAUAUAAAUUUUAUGAAUACCUAAAAUUCAGAAUUCAAAUUUGUUUAAUUUGUAGCUUCCAGAAUAAAUAAUUAUUAUUAUCACG
Messenger RNA from Neocloeon triangulifer, 1709 nucleotides. RefSeq names its product pantetheinase-like. The record is from RefSeq and is a predicted model, not a curated record. Lineage: Eukaryota; Metazoa; Arthropoda; Insecta; Ephemeroptera; Baetidae. The coding region runs from base 228 to 1586 and encodes 452 amino acids. The transcript has 8 exons.